Messenger RNA from Peniophora sp. CBMAI 1063, 1686 nucleotides. Lineage: Eukaryota; Fungi; Basidiomycota; Agaricomycetes; Russulales; Peniophoraceae. The record is from the annotation of a GenBank genome assembly.
AUGCCUUCAACUCGGGAAACGCUCCAGCACGUCCUCACUCGGAAGGCCUCUCAGUUACUCCCGCCAACUACCGACAACAUCUACUCCAUCUGGAACGAAGCUCUUGACAGGUAUCAAGCCACCUUUCAAAUUGAUCUACGAGAUACCAGCACUCCUCUGGGGAAGAGGCUAGCCGGUUGUGUGUCGAGGGACAAUAUCCUAGAUGCACUGCACACGACGCUUAGAGAAUUCAAGGAGAGGCGGAAAGGUGCAGUGCCGAUGCAUGCCUUCAGGGAGGCGUUGAAACCGGUGGUAUUUGGGCUGGGCGUGUUUCUCGAUGCAGGAGCAGAAGCGGCAUCCUCGGUCGUUCCGGGUGGCAAGGCUAUCUUCGUCGCUGUUGGAGUAAUGCUUCGGGCGGCGGAACGAGCGACUGCGUGUUUCGAUGAUGUGUUGAAACUAUUCAAGCAGCUCAAGGCUUAUAUCGAUCGAUUGAAUGUACGGAUGCAAGCUCGAUUGGGGCGCGAGGCCAGGGCACUAGCAGUCGAUGCUUUGGUCAAGAUGUUACAGGCGCUCAUGCUCGCCACGAGAAUGUUGAAAGAGGGUCGUCUAGGACGAUUCGUAAGAGCGCUUUUCAAGAAGACGGACGACGUGCGUGAUAUCAUCGGAGACUUGGAAGACAUCAUGGUCGAGGAGGAGCGAUUAUCUGUUGCGGAGACUGUCGUCGGCAUGCACAAGUUAUCGCUGUGCUUGCAUGACGUGGUUUCUACAGCUGCUAGGGUGGAGUCGGGUGUCAACGAACUUCGAGAUCACCUAAGUAACGGCCCGGUUCAAGAAUCGGUCCACCAGCAACUGGAGCAGAUACAGAAGUCGCUACGGGACGCGGGCGAUCAUAUCGAUACCGUGCAACAAUCGCACCCAGCAGUCUCGCUACAGCUGACACUCACCCUCCCGAACAUGAACGCUACUUCUUUACAAGAGGCAAUACACCACCUCAUCUCCCUAUUAUCAGCAGCCGACACGGAAGAUCGCGUUUUCCUGGGUCAAGCUAUGGCAGCGCUAUAUACUUGGGCAGCACACACGGUGAUCUCUGAUCCUAGACACAACGCGGAGGUGGUCCUCGCCACCUUAUACGACCCAAUACAAGUCUUCGUGACCUUCGUACCCAUGGCUGUCACGAUGCUCUCGGUGUUCGCUAUUUGGAAAUGCAUCUUUCGACCUCUUGGAGCUGCCGGUGGAAGUGUGGUUCUUGUCGAUGCGCUGGGGAGAGCAUUUGUUCUUGACAGCGAUACGUUCCUUUCAUGGCAGAGCAUGCAUGCGUUUAUACUUGAGAGCUUUCGCGGGCAACAAGGCUUGCGAUACGUCGAGAACCGCAGCUACAUGCUUUCCGACGUGGAGCAAUCUCGAGUCCUUCGCCGUGAAUCGUGGUCCCAAUUAGCCCUGCGGAUUCCGACGGGCUCGCGUCAUGAACCACUACGCCAUGUAGACGCACCUUUCGUGCAUUCGGCUAUGCCGACGUCGAAUCAGGGACUGGAACUUCGGAUUCGAUCCUGGAUCUCGAUCCGUCAAAAGGGAAGAACCCUUUGCGCCCGGUGCUCGAUGACGCCGGCAGUGGCCCAGCCGCGCGGUCAAACUCAUCUGCUCUUGAUACCAGAUCGGAAGAAGCGAGGGCACCGCGAUAUAGCAGUCCGGCGGCAGACGAAGUACUAG